AAAGAGGCCCCGCUCCUCCAAUCCCGCCUCGCAGCCGCCCCCUUCCUGCCCUCCUCGAUCGCCAAACCUGCCCGCCGUCCCACACAGCUUUUUUCUCGCCGCUCCUCGCCGACGCGUCGUGGGGCAGCAUCGGAGCUCCUCCUGCGCUGCCAGGUCUCGUCUCUGUUGGUACUGCAGAGCGCCCCAUACUCGAGCCGCUGCCUCCGUCCCGCCGCCGUACCUCGUCGUCGAGGCCCCGUCUCCAAGCUGCAGCCUCCAUCGACUCCCUGCGCAGCCUCUGUACAACCUCCCCAUCUCUACCGCGAGGAGGGUUAGCAGAAUGGGUAUCUCUACCGAAGAGGACACCAAGGAGAGAAAGAACAACAAAGACUCUUUGGAUGAAAUGGAGAUGAAGGUGACCAAGUUUUCGCGGGGGAAGGCUGCUAACUUGGGGGCUUUGCGUGAUAAGAAAUUGAAAGGACAGCUUGCUGGAAAAGAGAGGCUAAUCGGACAAUCUGCGAAAGCUGCUGCACAGGCUGAAAAGUGGUUUUUGCCUAUUGAGGGAGGCUAUUUGGAGCCUGAAGGUUUAGAGAAGACAUAUAGAUAUCAGCAACAAUCGAUUGUGCAGGAGGUGGACCUUUUGAGUUCAAGAAAACCAUUUGAUAUGAUCUUACCUGUACUUGGUCCUUAUACUCUAGAGUACACAUCAAACGGUCGCUACAUGAUAGUAGGUGGACGAAAAGGUCAUAUUGCUAUGAUGGAUAUGUUAAAUAUGGAUCUCAUCAAGGAGUUUCAGGUGAGGGAAACCGUGCGUGAUGUGGCAUUCUUACACAAUGAGCAACUCUUUGCAGUCGCCCAGAAAAAGUACCCUUACAUAUAUAAUCGUCAUGGCACAGAAAUUCACUGUCUGAAGGAACAUGGUAAAUCACUGAAACUUCAGUUUCUGGACAAACACUUCCUCUUGGUAUCGAUAAACAGCUUCGGGCAGCUCCACUAUCAAGAUAUGAGCACUGGUGAGAUGAUUGCAAACUACAGGACAGGUCUUGGGCGUACUGAUGUGAUGCGGGUAAAUCCUUACAAUGCUGUUAUUGGCGUUGGACAUGCUGGCGGAAAAGUUACCAUGUGGAAGCCAACCAGUGUGAAACCCCUUGUCACAAUGCUGUGCCAUCAUGGUCCUGUGACUGCUGUUGCAUUUGACAAGGGUGGUCAUCUUAUGGCGACGGCAGGUUUUGACAGGAAAAUUAAGAUUUGGGAUCUCAGGAAGUAUGAGGUUGUGCAUUCAUAUGCUGCACGUGCUCAGUCCUUGGAUUUCAGCCAGAAGGGGUUGUUGGCAGGCAGUAAUGGAUCUCUAGUCGAGAUAUACAAGGAUUCUGGGGGGCAGGAUUAUAAAGUUUAUAUGAAACAUAGAAUGAUAAAGGGAUACCAGGUUGACAAGGUUUUGUUCCGCCCUUAUGAGGAUAUCUGUGGGAUUGGGCACUCCAUGGGCCUUUCUUCCAUUCUUGUUCCUGGAUCGGGUGAGGCAAACUUUGAUACCUUUGUUGAGAACCCCGUGGAGACUGGGAAGCAAAGGAGGGAGAAGGAGGUGCAUGCCCUCCUCAAUAAGCUUCCACCAGAGACUGUCAUGCUUGACCCAAAUAUGAUCGCCACUGUAAGACAACCAAAGAAGAAAGAGAAGAAGACCAAGGAAGAGAUCGAAGAAGAGAUUGAAGAUGUUGUUGAGGCCGCCAAAAACACUAAGGUCAAGAAGAAGACCAAGGGCAGGAGCAAACCCAGCAAGCGGGCCAAGAAGAAGGAGGAAGAGGUUCUCAAAGCCAAGAGGCCUCUAUUGGAUCAAUACAAAGAAACCAAUGGACAGCCUGAGAAGAAACAAAGGAUAGGCGACCAGAGCGAGCUGCCAAAAGCCUUGCAGCGGUUUGCCAAGAACAGACAACCAUGAUCUUAUUUAUCAUUACUGUGUUGUAGUAGCAUGUAGCUGACAAGUAGUAGUAUUUGUUUCCAUGUGAACUCCCCACAUGAGGCAAUAGCGCAGUAAAGGAUGCACGAAAAUUUUAUCUCAAACUAGUGCUAUCUAUAUCCCAGAUGGGCAUGAACUCCAGGUUGAAAUUCAGCUCACUUGAGAGGUUUGAUUGAUCUAUUGGUGUAUUUCCAUGUGCUGAGUUCCAA
Molecule: messenger RNA, 2142 nt
Organism: Brachypodium distachyon (stiff brome)
Lineage: Eukaryota; Viridiplantae; Streptophyta; Magnoliopsida; Poales; Poaceae
Product: probable U3 small nucleolar RNA-associated protein 7
Exons: 8
Coding region: 320-1915 (531 amino acids)
Biological process (GO): maturation of SSU-rRNA from tricistronic rRNA transcript (SSU-rRNA, 5.8S rRNA, LSU-rRNA)
Cellular component (GO): small-subunit processome; 90S preribosome; nucleolus
Molecular function (GO): protein binding
Source: RefSeq, a predicted model, not a curated record